Hippoglossus stenolepis (Pacific halibut) is the source of this 1048-nucleotide messenger RNA. RefSeq names its product radial spoke head protein 3 homolog. The transcript has 5 exons. Bases 68 to 1048 code for a protein of 326 amino acids. The record is from RefSeq and is a predicted model, not a curated record. Lineage: Eukaryota; Metazoa; Chordata; Actinopteri; Pleuronectiformes; Pleuronectidae. Gene Ontology annotation, cellular component: cilium.
CUUGCCCUUACUAGAGGCAAUUUGAGCUUGCCACUUGUUGUUACAGAAGUGACAGUUUCCUGAGAAAAUGGCAUCUGCUCCUAACAACCACAGAAAACCCAGCGGGUCUUGCACCUUCUCCAGCCGACCCCGACCCAUGGAGACCCGCAGCAGAUACAAAGAAGCUCCGGAUAAACAUGUAAACAUUAUGUAUGACCGACGUAUUGUCCGAGGAAAUACUUAUGGUCAACUCGUCAUACCAACCACAGCUCAGCCGGACCCUGCUGAAAUACAAAGACAGCAGGAGAUCAGGCGGAAAUCUAUCGCUCUAAAACGAGCUCAAGAGCAGUGCAGGGCCAAGACUCCUGAAGCUUUGCAGGGCAGAAAACACAUUGACGUACAAACAGAUCUUUAUCUUGAAGAACUGAGUAAUGUUAUAGUGGCCACAGAAAUUGAGUGUCAGACUGAUGCUUUCCUGGACAGACCAGCGUCCCCACUCUUCAUACCUACCAAAUCUGGAGAAGAUGUUGCAACACAGACAGAGGAGGAAGAGUUGUUUGACUUUGACAGGGAGGUGCAGCCCGUGGUGGAGGUGCUGGUGGGUAAGACUAUCGAGCAGUCUCUGCUGGAGGUGAUGGAGGAGGAGGAGCUGGCCUGUCUGAAGGCCCAGCAGAGGGCCUUCCAUGAGCUGCGAAAUAUCCAUCUGGCAGACGUGCAGCGCCUUCAGGAGAAGGAGAGACGCCACAGUGAGGAAAAAGAGCGUAGGAUUGCACAGCAGACGGAGGUGCUGAGGAAGGAAAAAGAGACUGCAGAGAAGAUUGCUGCCCGGGCGUAUACCAAGCAGCACCUGGCUGACCUUGUACCUACAGCCUUCACCUCGCUCAGAAGCAAAGGCUACUUUGACGACCCCGUGGAGACAGGUCAGCCUCUGUUUGCCACAAUGCUUUCCUGCAUGAUUCAAGCUCAGCUACCCCCCUUUACUGUCACACGGGGGCAUCACGGCACUCGACUGCAAAUUCACCGAUAUUUCCACUCAUAUGAUCUGUAUUUAAACUUCUCCUACUUUUAA